AUGAAGCCUACCUCAUUCUUCCUGUUGACGGCCGGUGCUUCCGUGGUCACGGCCCUACCCAAGAAGCCUUGCCCGCCGCGUGAUGACACGCCCAAAUGCGAGAAGCCAGAAAAGAGACAGUCUUGGCACGACAUCACUAAUGAUGAGAGGAAGGCUUACACCGACGCCGCCGUCUGCCUUCUGACUUCUCCCCAAAAGCUUAACAAGCUUCCUGGUGCCCAGACCAGGUGGGAUGAAUUGGUUUCCCUUCACCAAAUUCAUGCUUUGCAGAUUCAUACGACCGGUCAGUUCCUGCCCUACCACAGGUACUACCUGAAGACGCUUGAGUUCCUCCUCCGGGAGUGUGGGUACAAGGGCGUACUCCCAUACUGGGAUGAAACCCGGGAUGCCGGAAGUUUCUCCAAGAGUGUCAUCUUCGACCCGGUCACCGGAUUCGGCGGAGGCGGCGCGGCGCAAGGCGGGUGUGUGCCCGACGGCCCCUUUGCCAAUUUGACCGUCAACAUCGGGCCGGGUUUCGGGUCCGAGCCCCGAUGCGUCAACCGUAAAUUCACGGACUUUUUCAGCGACCAAACCGGAGCGGACUACGUGGCUGCUGCCCUCAACAACACCGACUAUGCAGGCGUGCUUCCUGGUAUCUACGCUGGGCCGCAUCUUUACGGCCACAUGUCGCUGGCUAUGAUGGACGGCAACUCCAUCACCUCGUCUGGCGACCCGUUGUUCUUCAUGCACCACGGCUUCGUCGACAAGAUGUGGGCCCAGUGGCAAGCGGAGGACCCUGAGGCCCGCCUGAAGGAUAUCUCCGGGCUGAACGCCCAGGACCCUGAUGUUGGCUUUUCGGAAUUCCCUGGCGGCAUGGAAGAGGAAGCGAAGAUGUGGGGGCACCCCAGCGCAGAGCUCCUGGCCGUCACGCCAGACCCUCAGGCUGGUGACGGUGGCCCGAACAUCACGCUGAACCACAUCAUGUCUUCCCUGGGCAUCAUUCCUGACGCUACUGUGGCGGACGUCAUGAGCACGACGGGUGGUUAUCUUUGCUACGAAUAUGAAUAA
Molecule: messenger RNA, 1047 nt
Organism: Dichotomopilus funicola
Lineage: Eukaryota; Fungi; Ascomycota; Sordariomycetes; Sordariales; Chaetomiaceae
Exons: 4
Coding region: 1-1047 (348 amino acids)
Molecular function (GO): oxidoreductase activity
Source: RefSeq, a predicted model, not a curated record